AUGAAGCCGUCGAUAGUUCUGGAAUCCCACGAGGACAAGCGGGCUAGGAGCAUCAUGGAGCAGUCGACGAGACGAGUAGGUGACCAGUUCGAAACAGGUCUACUGUGGCGGUACGACGACAUCGAACUUCCGGAUAGCUACAAUAUGGCAUUCAAGAGGUUUGAGUGUCUGGAGCGCAAGAUGAUGAGAGAUCCAGAGCUGGCUGCAAAUCUGAAGAACCAGAUAGCGGAGUACCAGCAGAAAGGAUAUGCGCAUUGUGCUACGAAGGCAGAAUUAGAACGAGCAGACCCAAAACGCGCGUGGUACCUGCCGCUAGGAGCAGUGACAAAUCCCCGGAAGCCAGGUAAAGUUCGACUGAUAUGGGACGCAGCAGCAAAGGUGGAUGGAAUAUCUCUGAACUCUAUGCUGCUUAAAGGACCGGAUCAACUUACAUCGCUUCCAGCAGUUCUGUCGCGGUUCCGGCAAUAUAAAGUAGGAGUGUCUGCAGAUAUACGAGAAAUGUUCCACCAGCUGUUGAUCCGCGAGCCGGACCGUCAUUCUCAACGUUUCUUAUUCCGGAAUGACCCAACAAAACCGGUGGAAACCUACAUUAUGGAUGUGGCAACAUUUGGAUCCACGUGUUCACCGGCGUCAGCGCAGUACGUUAAAAAUAAAAACGCGGAAGAAUUCUCGGACCGUUUCCCACGAGCAGUAGAGGGAAUUCUGAAAAGCCACUAUGUGGAUGAUUAUCUCGAUAGCUUCGAGAAUGACGAAGAAGCCGAGCGAGUGUCGCGGGAAAUUGCAACUAUUCACCAGAAAGGAGGAUUUCAUCUUAGGACCUGGGUAUCGAACAGUGCUGGAGUUCUUCGUGGACUGAAAGAGGCGUCAGCGAACCCUAGCAAAAGCCUAUGCUUGAACGCAGCGGACAGAGGCGAUCGUGUGUUGGGCAUGCUCUGGCAGACUUUAGAGGAUGAGUUGCUGUUCUCGAUGGAAAUUAAAGAGGAGAUACAACUGGUGAUAGAUAACGGUAAGCGGCCAACAAAACGUCAGAUGUUAAAAUGCCUAAUGGGCGUAUUCGAUCCACUGGGAUUGCUGAGUGUUUUUCUCGUUCAUGGAAAGAUUCUUCUUCAGGAUGUAUGGCGAGCAGGAUUGCAGUGGGACGAACAGGUAACUGAAGAAAUAUUCGAUCGUUGGGUCAGGUGGACCGGUCUGUUCCCUAAAAUCAGAGGCCUGCGGAUCCCACGGUGCUACUUCAAGGAAGCGAAUGUGCAGGUGUAUGAUCAUCUUCAAUUGCACGUUUUCGUCGAUGCAAGUGAAGUCGCUUUCUCCGUCGUAGCGUACUUCAGAGUGAUCAACACGGAGGGCACAGCAGAGUGCUCGAUAGUCGCGGCCAAAACGAAGGUUGCACCGCUGAAGCCACUCUCGAUUCCUCGCAUGGAGCUACAAGCAGCAGUUCUGGGCAGCCGUUUAGUGUCGUUUGUUCAGGAGAAUCACAGCGUGAAGGUGAAGCAGCGUUUUCUGUGGAGUGAUUCCGCCACAGUGUUGGCCUGGUUACGCGCCGAUCAUCGUCGGUACACGCAGUACGUAGCAUGCCGAGUAGGGGAGAUAUUGACAACGACAGACCUCGCAGAAUGGCACUGGGUCCCCAGUAAGCUAAAUCCUGCAGAUGCCGCAACAAAGUGGGGUAAGAAUCCGUGGCCGGAAGCAACCGACGAGUGGUUUAAAGGUCCCGAAUUUCUACGUCUUGCUGAAGAGAAUUGGCCGAAGCAAUCGAAACCUUCAAAGGUACCUGAAGAGGAACUGAGACCCUGUUUUCUGAUCCAGGGAUCAACUAUUCCGGAGGUUGUGAUAGAUUUUUCUAGAUUCUCUAAGUGGCGACGAUUGCUAGGUGCAGUUGCAUACGUACACCGUUUUUUGGGCAAUUGUAGGCGUAGAUGUCGAGGAGAGACGCCGGAAUUGCUGCAUCUUAAUCAAGAGGAAUUGAAGAAGGCGAAGAACACACUUGUGUGGAUUGCGCAAUGGCAGGAGUACCCAGAUGAGAUGAUUGCAGUUUCGAGAGGACAAGCAGAAUUACCUAAAUCGAGCAGUUUGUAUCAGUUGACACCAACAGUCGAUGAGUAUGGCGUGCUACGCGUCGGCGGAAGAAUUGGAGCUGCACCGCAUACAUCAUUCGAUGCUAGGUUCCCGGUGAUUCUCCCAAGAAAACAUCCGGUGACGACGCUAGUUGUAGAUGAUUUCCAUCGUACCUUUCGUCAUGGUAAUUCUGAAACGGUAGUGAACGAGAUUCGGCAGUUCUACAGCAUCUUCCAACUAAGGAGAGUGGUGAAGCAAGUUGCGACCGUCUGUCAGUGGUGCAAAGUGAAGAAGGCGACUCCGAAGGUUCCGCGAAUGGCGCCGCUGCCUUUGGCCCGCUUGUCCUCGUUUACUCGACCAUUCACCUACACCGGUAUUGAUUUUUUCGGACCGUUGCUGGUGAAAGUAGGAAGGAGCUCGGUUAAACGCUGGAUCUGUCUGUUCACCUGUAUAACCACCCGUGCUGUCCAUGUGGAAGUUGCACACAGUCUUUCCACACCGUCCUGUAUCAAAUGCAUCCGUCGCUUCAUCUGUCGCCGAGGAGCGCCGGUGGAAAUCUACUCCGACAACGGUACCAACUUCCAAGGUGCCGAACGACUGCUGCGGAAAGAACUCGAGAACGUACAUGGAGAAUUAGCAGCAACGUUCACAAACGCAUCUACCAAAUGGGUCUUUAUCCCACCAGCUGCACCUCAUAUGGGAGGAGCGUGGGAGAGAAUGGUGCGAUCCAUAAAGUCAGCCAUGGAAGCAGCCUACAACAACGACCGGAAACUGGACGACGAAGGGCUGGUGACGCUAGCCGUGGAAGCCGAGGGUAUUGUGAACAGCCGGCCACUUACCUACCUACCCCUAGAUGCUGCUGAAGUAGAAGCCCUGACUCCUAACCAUUUCCUGUUGGGAAGUUCCACUGGUGUUCGUCAGCCUGCAGUACCGUUCAGUGAUCCUGUCUCUGCCGUAAAGAAUUCUUGGAACCAAAUACAACGUCAGCUGGACGUCUUCUGGAAGCGCUGGAUACGGGAAUAUCUUCCGAUGUUGACUAAGCGAAUGAAGUGGUUCGGAGAAGUGAAACCCGUGGCUGUCGGAGAUUUGGUCCGUAGGAAUGGCUGGACGCGCGGAAAAAUCAAAGAUGUCGUGACUGCGGAAGACGGACGAAUUCGACAAGCGAUAGUUCAGACUGCGAGGGGGAUAUUGCGUAGACCGGUAUCGAAGUUAGCCGUGUUGGAGGUUGAGUUGGAUGGUAAAACUGGGACCAGUGGCCAGUGUUACGGGGGGGAGGAUGUUACUGCCAACACUGCUCUUGGUGGUGUAACUGGUGCUGAACAGUACUGUCAUUCGACUGAAACGUCAUCCGUGGACGAUGACGUGGCCCGACGGCGGGAGGAGAGCUGUCAUUCUCAAAAAGUGCUGAGUAAGGCAUCGUGCAGGAGGAGGAAAACUUAA
Messenger RNA from Topomyia yanbarensis, 3492 nucleotides. RefSeq lists its product as uncharacterized. The transcript has a single exon. Gene Ontology annotation, molecular function: nucleic acid binding. Gene Ontology annotation, biological process: DNA integration. The record is from RefSeq and is a predicted model, not a curated record. NCBI's taxonomy places the organism in Eukaryota, Metazoa, Arthropoda, Insecta, Diptera, Culicidae. Bases 1 to 3492 code for a protein of 1163 amino acids.